Molecule: messenger RNA, 945 nt
Organism: Rhinocladiella mackenziei CBS 650.93
Lineage: Eukaryota; Fungi; Ascomycota; Eurotiomycetes; Chaetothyriales; Herpotrichiellaceae
Exons: 1
Coding region: 1-945 (314 amino acids)
Biological process (GO): purine nucleoside catabolic process
Molecular function (GO): guanosine deaminase activity
Source: RefSeq, a predicted model, not a curated record
AUGAGCUACCAGUCCUACCUCAAAUCUACUUCGAACUCUGCCGUCAAAACGCCCUCCCCGAGCUCUAUCCAUCGAAAGCCCGCCGCCGUUCCUAUCCCGACAAUCGUACCCUCUACCUCAUCGUCUACACACACAAACGUCAUUCGAAAUGCUACUCCAAGUUCUACGAGCAAUGCCCCCUUUACUCCUACAUCAUCUAUACACUCACCCUCCAAUCAAUCUGCUCCCGCGGCCCCAUCUACUGCCCCGGCCCGCCCGAAUUCCCCAUUGACUCGGACACCCUUAACCAAAGCACAAAUCGAUGCAGCCAUGAAAGACUGUCUCGAUUUACAGAUUACUGCGACCUCAUUUCACGAAAAACGCCCCUUCGCAGCUCUUCUCUUGGCACCAGACAAUACUACCAUUCUUUUGACACAUGUCUCUAUUUCCCAUGUCCAACAUGCCGAAACCGAAUUGGCCCGUUUGGCCAGCAUCCACUUUUCACAGAAAUAUCUCGUGGCGUGUACAUUGGUCUCAACAUGGGAACCCUGCGCAAUGUGCACGGGUACUUUAUACUGGAGCAAUAUUGGACGUGUUGUCUACGCGGCGAGCGAAACAAAGUUGAAGGAUCUCACCGGAGGAAAUAACGAUGAGAACAUGACCAUGUCCCUUCCCUGUCGAGAUGUGUUGAAGGCAGGCCAGAAGGAUGUUGAGGUGAUCGGACCAAUCAAUGGUUGGGAGGAGAAGAUUAUAGAAGAGAGCACAAAAUGGUGGAAGGAGCAUCAAUCAAAAGACUUCGGACAUAGAGAGAGGGAUGGAAGUGUCAACGGGAAUGAAAAGCCAGGGAGUUUAUCCAGCAUGCGCCAGGGUACGAUGACAACUUGGACUGGUGAGGAUAACGUUCUCAGCAGCAUCGAUGACGAGGGAGAGUACAAAGCCGAGUUGGAUAUCGAUUGGAUGAGGUAG